CUCGGAGUGCAGGCAUCAUAUUUUCCCCAAUUUGACGGAUAUGCACGCGACGAUUGCCCGGACGAAAACCCCGAAGUUCCUAUACCACCCUUGUCUCCCCCACCACCACCACCUCUUCCCGAAGACACUCCGACCCCUGUAGCUUCCACCCCUGCUCCCCUCCAACCCCAAGCUUAUUUCACUCGCUCUGGACGAAAAGUUACCUUCCCCUCUCGGCUGGCCGACUAUGCACAGUCCUUAAAUCGAGCGUUUUCUUUCUCCUUUUAGGUACCCACAAACGCUCUAGGGGGGGGGGGGGGGAGUAA
Messenger RNA from Rodentolepis nana, 305 nucleotides. The record is from the annotation of a GenBank genome assembly. NCBI's taxonomy places the organism in Eukaryota, Metazoa, Platyhelminthes, Cestoda, Cyclophyllidea, Hymenolepididae.